Molecule: messenger RNA, 979 nt
Organism: Arabidopsis lyrata subsp. lyrata
Lineage: Eukaryota; Viridiplantae; Streptophyta; Magnoliopsida; Brassicales; Brassicaceae
Product: protein LIGHT-DEPENDENT SHORT HYPOCOTYLS 5
Exons: 1
Coding region: 223-768 (181 amino acids)
Biological process (GO): response to light stimulus; mRNA transcription
Cellular component (GO): nucleus
Source: RefSeq, a predicted model, not a curated record
UUUCCCAGGUAAAUAAAUAUUAUGAUGGGACGUAAAAAAAGUGAGAAACUACAAUAUGAAUAAUCAAAUCCAACUUGUAGCUUCUGACGUGUGAGUUGUGACUGAACAUAAACUCUUCCUCUCUCUCUCUCCUCUCUUUCAGGCACACGAUCCAUCCACACACACACAAAGACUUAUAAUAAAAUCAAGAACCCUAAUAUCUAAAGAACGUCAGGAUCAAACAUGGAGGGAGAAACCGCAGCCAAAGCAGCGGCUAGUUCCUCCUCAUCCCCAAGCCGGUACGAGUCACAAAAGAGGCGAGACUGGAACACUUUCCUUCAGUAUCUAAGGAACCACAAGCCACCUCUGAAUCUGUCUCGUUGUAGUGGCGCACACGUCCUUGAGUUCCUUAAGUACCUCGACCAGUUUGGUAAGACCAAAGUCCAUGCCACGGCUUGUCCCUUCUUCGGACAACCUAACCCACCGUCUCAGUGCACUUGCCCUCUCAAGCAAGCUUGGGGAAGCCUCGACGCUCUCAUUGGCCGUCUUAGGGCUGCUUUCGAGGAAAUCGGCGGUGGUCUUCCUGAGUCAAACCCUUUCGCUGCCAAAGCUGUUAGGAUCUAUCUUAAGGAGGUCCGUCAAACUCAGGCUAAGGCUCGAGGGAUUCCUUACGACAAGAAGAAACGGAAACGACCUCAUACAGCCACAGCAACUCCAAUCGCCGGUGAUGGAGACGACGCCGGAGGAAGUGGUGCUGCUUUGGUCGUAACCACUGCAACUACGGUAUAAUCGAGAAUAUCGAGAUACGCGACGCUAAGAUCUUAAAAGAAUUACGGUAUAGUAAUUCUUGAGUUCUUUACUUUCUAAAAUUCGUAUUUAUAGAUUAUAUAUUUCGUGUAAUUAAUUAUUCGAGAUGUAAAUUGCAAUUUAUAUAGAUGGAAAAGACGAUCACCGAUUAUUAGUAAGAUGAGAUCUUAAUAUAUUUAAAAUCUUCCAUUCA